AUGAUCCAGGAGCGGCCCGUCACGCAGAUCGUCAACCUACACAGCAUCGUCGUUCGGAUUCAGCCGACCACCAGGAACGGCGAACACGAGAAGGAGCACGAGAAAGACCACGACAAGGAACACAGGAAAGAAGCCUGCUGGACACGAUCUAUGCAUUUGGAUGGCUUCCGCGGCGUUCACGCUCGCUGUGGCUGCUUGUGUCUGAUGAUUCUCGCCAACCAGACGCCGACGUCCAAUGCGCCGUGGCUAGCGAUUGAGGACGCGGAUCGUCGAUGCGAAGAAGAUCACAUAACCACACAGUUCCAGUUGGAGGACAAUUGCGGAGACAAUGCCGACACUCCGGUGCCCAAUCACGAUCAGUCCACGAGCAUCGAAGCUCAACACAUUGGUUCUAUCGUGAACAAGCUGGAAGACAAUCGCGGGAACAACACCGAUACUGCGAUUCACGAACAAUGUUUCCUGAAAGAUCUCAUGCUUCGCUUCAUGCCGAAUGCGGAGCUCGAAUCGCUCUUGCCACACUCAAUUUGCACCUCAUCGAAGAGGGUCUGCGCCACUCCGGCUUGGCUUCAGAUGUUCGUGAUGCAGUACAACAACGGGAAGUAUGGCAGAAAGAGCUGA
Zymoseptoria tritici IPO323 is the source of this 618-nucleotide messenger RNA. RefSeq lists its product as uncharacterized. NCBI's taxonomy places the organism in Eukaryota, Fungi, Ascomycota, Dothideomycetes, Mycosphaerellales, Mycosphaerellaceae. The transcript has 2 exons. The record is from RefSeq and is a predicted model, not a curated record. The coding region runs from base 1 to 618 and encodes 205 amino acids.